CCGCCCCCCCCCCCCCCCCCACACACACACAACUCAUGACUCAGCAUGGAAAGAAAAAAAACCCAUCAUUUCGCACCAAGCAUCUGCAUCGGCCUGGAUCUAUAAGUCACGCAAGCGUCAACGCACAGCAGCCCUCUUCAUGCAGCACAAGCAUCCACAGUACCUCCCCAGGCGUCGAUCAGCCCCCAGCGACUCACGCGCUGACGCGGCGUGGAUAAAAAAUCUGGCACCCAGCACAACAAGCAACGAUGCAUCACACAAGCUCUGUAUGGAUACUUGCGUCACGUAUACGUGACGCGCACUUACAAAUCGACUUCGUGCAGCUGAUAAUAUAACACAACACAAUAAGCCCCCCUCCCGAUACAGUACGAGAAGAGAGGCGAAUAAAAAGCGCCUCACUCCCCCAUCCCCCCAACCAGGUCCAUCAGGAUCCAGCCAGUGCCUCACUCCCCCAUCCCCCCAACCAGGUCCAUCAGGAUCCAGCCAGUGUCUCACUCCCCCGUCCCCCAUCGAUAAAAAACGAUGCAGUGCGAUUGCAAUACGCACUCACAUCCACGUGGCACAACAACUUAACGUACACAGAAGGAGAUGACAGACACUUCACCUUACGACCGACAAGCCCUCGUACGGUACCCCAUGAUUGCCAUCGGGACCCAAGCAAAGCACACCUCAAUUAGAUCGAUGCUGCUCACCCAAUCGCCCCGCACCCUCACACACGUCAGCACCCGACAGUAGCAAAAAAACUAUCAGUCGGCACCAGCCCAUGUACCAUGGGAACUGAUGGAUAAAGCACACAACCAUCAAUGCGCAGCAGCCCUCUUCACGCAGCUCAACCGUUCAUAGCAUCCCCUCGGUCGACGAUCAGCAAAGCAACAACAUGCUCAGGCGGGGUGAAAAAUCUCGCUCCUAGCACAACAAGCAAUGAUACAUCACUACAGGUGCUUGCGUCACAUACACGUGACGCGCACUUAUGAAUCGACUCCAUCCAUCCGGCUCACAAUAGAAUACAACGCAACAGUAAGGCCCCCAAGCGAUACGACACGAAACACAAAUGCGAACAAGAAAGCGCCUCCCUCCCUUCCUCCCUCCCUCAGUCAUCCCUGGUGGAUUGCUGCGAGGCGGUCUCCUCCGCGUGCUUUAUCUUCUCGGCGUAGUCUUCGAACACCUUGGUGAGGCCGGGGCUCCACACGUCGUAUCCGGUGACGCCGCCCAGGUCGAACCACUGGCUCUUGGUCGAACAGAAGACGCCUUCAACCGGAGGGUAGCUGUCCGGGAAGUCAAAGCAACAGACAGCCACCGUCACCAUACCUGACACACACACACAGACACACAGCCAAUCGAUGCGGAGGUGCCUCCCUGUCUGUCAUCCAUCGUGCGGCAGACACACCACACCAGACCACACCCACCUGGCAGAUCCUUGGGCGACUCGAAGGCGAAGUGCGCACUGCACUUGCUGCAGAACAUGCGGACGUUCCGACAGGUCGUGUGCCAGGUCUCGCACGUCUUGACUUCCGCGGUGCUGGUCAGAGUGAAGUUCUCACGGUCAACGCACAUGUAGAGGCCGGCCGGAGCACCUACGCAACACAAAACAGACAGACAGACGAGACGCACACAACCACACACAAGCAUCAGCACGUCGUCCGUCAAGGGAGGGAGGGAGGGAGGGAGGGCAUUGAGGCUCACCGAGGCAUUUCUGACACAUACGGCAGCAGCAGUAGGUGGGCGGGUGGAUGGGCUCCUUGUCGUUCAUGCGGAUCGUGAACCGCUGUGCGCCACACAGGCAUCCGCCCUCAACCGAGCCACCCACCGUGGGCACCUGCUGGAUCUCCGCACCGGUGGGGUGGGCAUCCUUUGUCGACACCUCCGAGCCCGCCUCGCCCUCGCCCUGGUCUCCUGUUUCGGCCCCUCGCCCAAACAUCUUGGUCAGGCCGGGGCUCCAUUUCUCGUUUGUGGGGAUGCCUCCGGGGCUGAACCAGCAGCUCUUGGACGAAGUCCAGAUGGCCUCCACCGGGGUGAAACGGUCCGGAUCAUCGAAACAGCUCACAGUCACGGUCCCAAUGCAUGACGACGA
Messenger RNA from Vitrella brassicaformis, 2071 nucleotides. The record is from the annotation of a GenBank genome assembly. NCBI's taxonomy places the organism in Eukaryota, Vitrellaceae.